AUGAGUACACGUAAAGGGCAGUCGAAGUAUUAUUCGCCUGAUUUUGAUCCUGAAGAAUUAGAGAAGUUUGUUGAUAAACAGCGACGUUUACACAAAGGUCUUGGGCCGAAGAAAUUGGAUGUUCGAAUGAUGCUUCCGAUGAGUGUGCGGUGUAAUGCGUGUGGGGAGUAUAUGUACAAAGGGAAGAAAUUUAACUCGAAGAAAGAAACGGUAGAAGGCGAAGACUAUUGCGGUGUUAAAGUCUUCCGAUUUUACUUCAAAUGCACAAAUUGUAAGAACGUCUUCACUAUUAAAACAGACCCGAAGAACGCAGACUACGCCGUCGAGUUGAAUUGUUCAAGAGGCGUCGACGUCAGAAAAGACGAGAUGAAGGAAAUCGAAACAAAUAAGGUCAAACGAGAAGAAGAAGAAAAAGACGACGUCAUCAAAAAACUCGAAAACCAAAGCGCCGACACCUUGCGACAACUCAGAAACGUCGAACAACUCGAAGUCCUCAAGCAAAUGAAACGCGACGAGGCAGACGUCAACAUCGACGACAUCAUUCAAAAGGUCCGGCAGGAAAAAAUCGAACAUCUCGAAAAAUCAGAGAAAAAUGUCGAGAAAAUUAACUUUCUCAAAAUUCGAGAGAAAAAAAUCAACACCGAAAAAAAGCCGAAAAAAGAAGAGAAAAAGAAAAAGUCAACUUUUUUGUAA
Messenger RNA from Entamoeba invadens IP1, 693 nucleotides. Its product is annotated as coiled-coil domain containing protein, putative. Lineage: Eukaryota; Evosea; Mastigamoebida; Endamoebidae. Gene Ontology annotation, biological process: mRNA splicing, via spliceosome. The record is from RefSeq and is a predicted model, not a curated record. Gene Ontology annotation, cellular component: U2-type catalytic step 1 spliceosome. The transcript has a single exon. Bases 1 to 693 code for a protein of 230 amino acids.